UUUGACCUCCAGUAUAAAUGUCAUACGUGUACAGUGUAAACGUUUUCAGAUUGAAACAUCACGCAAAAACUUUAUGUGCUUGAUCUAGACAUGGAUAACAGUAAUAUCUUAAUCCGUGAUGCAAAACCCGAGGAUUGCGAUCAAAUUAUCACUCUUAUACAGGAGCUGGCAGAUUUUGAGAAAAUGCCUAAUGGUCCCAAAAUUAGUGCAGAUGUACUACGGAAAGACGGCUUUGGCGAGGAGAAGAUGUUUAGAUGUUUGGUUGCAUGUGAUGGUGACUGUCUUGUUGCAUACGCUUUAUACUUCUUCAAUUAUUCCACGUGGGAGGGUGUUAAUUUGUACCUAGAAGAUUUGUACGUGACACCGGCCUAUAGACAUAGAGGAAUCGGUACCAAGUUAUGGCGCAACGUCGCCCAAGUCGCUGUUGACCGGAAGUGCAACAGACUGGACUGGGUAUGCUUGGGUUGGAAUAAACAAUCUAUAGAAUUAUAUAAAUCGAAAGGCUCUGUAAAUCUUACGUCGGAUGAAGACUGGAACUUGUUUAGACUAAGUGGGGAUAACCUUCGUGCAUUUGCGAAUAAUACUCAGUAAAAACUUUUGAUUUUAAUAAAACUGACGGAUAUAUGCUAAUUUAUUACAACACGCGCUACUUUCACUGCAAUUUAAAAAUAGCUUCUGAUAUGUUAUAUAUAUUAAAGUAAAAGAACUUU
This is a messenger RNA of Mercenaria mercenaria, 710 nucleotides long. Its product is annotated as thialysine N-epsilon-acetyltransferase-like. The record is from RefSeq and is a predicted model, not a curated record. Gene Ontology annotation, molecular function: N-acetyltransferase activity. The coding region runs from base 91 to 591 and encodes 166 amino acids. The transcript is spliced from 2 exons. Lineage: Eukaryota; Metazoa; Mollusca; Bivalvia; Venerida; Veneridae.